AUUCGUAUUCGUCGCGGUUUAAUGUAAAAAAGAAGGAAGGGUGGCUACUGGCUGCACCCAACAAGUCUCUGUUUUCUUCUAUUUUGUAGAGAGAACAACACAAGCCCUAGCUAGUGAGUAGUGAUACCAAUUACAAGCUACUUUCUCUCCAACCUCUGAUACUGAGUGAUACAAAGAAUGGUUAAAGGAAGUGAAAAGAGCGAGGGGAGUGCAGUUCCAGAAUCGGCGAUGGACGCGGUGAACACCACUCUCUCAAACCUUCACCAAUUGCGAACCCACUUUCAUGAUUUCUUGUCUCUCUCCGACCCUCACCUCCUCUCCCAAAUGCCCCCUAUUCAACGCGCCCAAUCCCUCUUUCUCCUCGCCAAAAUCACUUCCACACUCCUUGCAUUGAACUUACGGUGUAGUGGGGUCCACCCAGAUGAUCAUCCCAUCAAAUCAGAACUUGACAGGUUAGACUUGUACGAAGACAAACUCCAAUGUUUGCUUGAUUUGAGUGAAGCUCCACUACGACCUUCUACUACUUUGAAUUAUCAGGCAGCUACGCGUUUCAUAGAACAUUCACUGCCGGACCUAACUCCAGAGCAAAGGAAAAAUAUGAGGAACAUAAGUAGAGGGGAGGGACACAAGAUGAAGCAUCAGGAACGGGCCGGUCAAAAGAGGAAGUAUCAAUCUUCUGAAAAACAAUCUGUUCAAACUGCUGCCAAGGAAUUUCUGGAGAAAGCGGCACGGGAGCUUCUUGGUGAUAGUAAUUGCGGUAUUAAGGGACCAUUACAAGUUGGCAUCUCAGAGGAUGCCGAUGAUGACGAACUACCUGUAGCCUAAUUUUCUGGAAUUCUGUAAACAAACAAGAUGGAGCAGCUGUGUCCGUGAGGGAAUAUCUCCAUUAGUGUUGUUGUUGAUCUUCUUCAGGCAUUUUGGCAUGUUUAUUUAUGUCGACAAAAUAGAUGAUACCGGCAUCUUGGCGUGCAUUUUCAGGAGACAAGCAUGGUGUUUAUUUUUUGUCGUUACAAUGUAUAUUGCCACUUUUGGAUGAUGAUUUUAAAAGGUGCGAUUUUUUUUAAAAAGUCAUUUU
Messenger RNA from Abrus precatorius (Indian licorice), 1075 nucleotides. RefSeq names its product nuclear nucleic acid-binding protein C1D. Gene Ontology annotation, biological process: regulation of gene expression; maturation of 5.8S rRNA. The record is from RefSeq and is a predicted model, not a curated record. The transcript is spliced from 6 exons. Gene Ontology annotation, molecular function: DNA binding; RNA binding. Gene Ontology annotation, cellular component: exosome (RNase complex); nucleolus. Lineage: Eukaryota; Viridiplantae; Streptophyta; Magnoliopsida; Fabales; Fabaceae. The coding region runs from base 178 to 825 and encodes 215 amino acids.